Messenger RNA from Mesocestoides corti, 2460 nucleotides. Lineage: Eukaryota; Metazoa; Platyhelminthes; Cestoda; Cyclophyllidea; Mesocestoididae. The record is from the annotation of a GenBank genome assembly.
AUGGAGGCGAACCGUGAUGCAGCGCAACUCUGCCGUGAUCGUGCUGUAAAACAUUUUAAGGAAGGAAAUAUAGCCGAAGCCAUUCGUUUUGCAAAAAAAGCACAAAAUCUUGACCCAAAUAUUGAAAUCCCCGAGUGUAUAACGAGUUCUAAUGGAGAUGUACCUCUCCGGAGACGCAGACGUUCGAGCCCAUCAAAUGUUAACCCUUCCCAGCGUGAUGUCUCUCGCCCUAGAGACAAAUCCGAGGAGAAGAAUUUCACUAAGGCUCAGGUUGAGUCAGUUAGACGCAUCAUGGCUUGUAAAGACCUGUACUCCUUAUUGGGAGUCAAAAAGGACGCCAGUGAAGAUGACAUCAAGCGCGCAUACAAGAGUUUGGCUCGUAAGUUUCAUCCCGACAAAAACAAAGCACCCGGUGCGACGGAGGCCUUUAAAAAAAUUGGCAGCGCUUUCAAUGUCCUUGUUGAUCCCGUGAAACGGCGUCGUUACGAUCAAUUUGGUACAAUUGAACAAACUAGUCCAGCCGUUACACGCCAACACCACGGUGGUGUGUAUACUUUUGAUGCAAACGGUGCCUUUGACGCCGAUUUUAUCAACAUGUUCUUUGGCGGAGGAUUUCCAUUCUCACAAAAUGUAAGGUACACACGUCAUGCCCAGCGCCACGAAUCCAAUCAAGAGAAUAAUUAUUUCGCCUACAUCCAAAUUUUGCCACUCCUUAUCCUCUUCGGGCUAUCAUUCUUCAGCAAUCUUUUUGUCAAGGACCCUGUUUUUAGCCUUCAAAGAACCUCCAAAUACAAUGUACAGCGCUAUACGUACAAGCAUGAGUUGCCAUACUUUGUUAAGGAGACUUUCUCACAGGAACACGACGGACCUCUACAGAACAUUGAAAAUCAGGUGAUCGAACAGCACAUAUACGUUCUCCGGGACAAGUGUUUUAGGGAGCGGGCGCAAAAAGAAACGUUGUUAUAUCGAGCCCGCUACAACCGUGAUGCUGCAGCCUACGAUCGCGCGAAGAAGUUUCCCACCCCUAGCUCCCCUCACCCUCAGUCCCUCUAUGGUCUCUGUACUUUCCAAAUUUUUUCCCAUGUGAUAAUUUCCUCCGCCCCUCACUCUUCCCACCCAUCCGUUCUUGAGUGCACCGGGCAGUGCGCUUGCUGCAGGAUUGCUGUCCCUCAUGCCUCCUCCCCAGUAUACGUGCGCCUCCCGCACCUCUUUGUAGCUCAACUAAAGCGGGACUCGCGCGAGCCCCAGGCUUUACCUCUUGCUGAGAAAAAAAACUACUGGUUUCGCAGUGCCUUGUCUUCUUGUUCACCUGUCUGUUUGUGUGUUGCACAGGCAGUUGUCGCCUCUGAGCGCUCUCUUUUCCCGCCCCAGAUAGGCAUGUCUCUGAGGCUAAGCUCCUCACUCCUUAGGACCUCGGUGAGUCUCCUCGUCGCUCGCAAGGCAUCGGGUGUGGCCGCGAGCGAACGCCUCUGGCGCUCCUUCCUCUACGUUCCCGGUGAUCAGGAGAGAAAGAUUAACAAAAUUUCUAACCUUUGCAACACAACCCAAAUCACACCCUCAAUCCCGGAUAUCGUUGUUCUUGACUGUGAGGAUGCUGUCUCGGCUGAAAAUAAGGCUCUGGCUCGCAGAACCAUCGCUACGUCAAUGCAAGCCCGCUCCUUCCAGAAUUACCGUGACACCCUUCAACGCUGCGUCUCUCUGAGAAUUAACGCGCCCUCAACCGGUCUGGCAGCCGACGAUCUCCACGUCGUGCUGUCUGCCUCUGUGGAGACAAUGAAGCAAAACGGUGGCGAGUGGCCUGGCCCUGACUACAUUUCCGUUCCCAAAACCGAGUCAAUCGGUGACCUCCAGUGGGUGGAAGCACAGGUAAUGAAGAUUUUCCGUAAACACUCAGUCUCGCGGAUUCCACAAUUAGCCCUCAUCGGAAUGAUUGAGUCUCCGAGCAGCCUUAUGAAUAUGCGUGUGCUUUGUACUGCCGCCCUCAGGACCCUGACAUUGCCUUUGGUUGCGAUGGUCUUUGGUUCCGAUGAUUACUGCGCUGGCCUCGGCGUUCCACACACAAGCAGUCACCAAGAAGCACUGUUUGCAAGGCAAUACAUGGUGACUAUGUGCCGGGCCUACGGUUUGGCUGCUCUUGACCUCGUGGAGACAAACCUAACUGAUAUGGAGAUGUUCCGACAGAGCUGCGAUUUCGGCGCCGGACUUGGCUACGACGGGAAGCAGCUGAUUCACCCUCGGCAAAUAGAGCCCGCCAACGAGGCCUUCGCUCCCAGUCAAGAACGCAUCGAAUGGGCCAAAGCCGUGGUGGAGGCGGCUUCGGCCCAGGCGGGCUCGUCCGUGGACAUCUCCGCCUUGACUGCCGGCGCUUUUGCCUUUCGUGGCCACAUGAUCGAUCGGUCUACUGUGAGACAGGCGGAACACGUCGUCGCCCUGGCUAAACUCAUGAGUGGACGCUGCUGA